CCACAUGGCGCCCAAACUGUCGCACAUUUUCCCCGAAUCCUGCAUGCUGAUCGUCCUCGGAGUCUUCAUCGGCCUCCUGCUCUUCUACACCAACGCGGCCUCCGUGUCUCCUCUCACCGCCGAUGUCUUCUUCUUGUACAUGCUUCCUCCCAUUAUUUUGGAUGCUGGGUACUUCAUGCCUAACCGUCUCUUCUUCGAUCACCUGGGUACCAUUCUCGUCUUUGCCGUCGUGGGUACCAUCUGGAACUGCUUGACCAUUGGUAUUUCCAUGUACGCAGUGAACCUCACAGGCCUCUUCGGCGUCGACGUGCCCAUGCUGCACAUGUUCCUCUUCGCCGCCCUCAUAUCGGCCGUGGACCCCGUCGCCGUGCUGGCCGUGUUCGAGGAAAUCCACGUCGAGGAAGUGCUCUACAUCCUCGUGUUUGGCGAGUCCUUGCUCAACGACGGUGUGACUGUGGUGCUCUACCACAUGUUCGAGGCCUUUGGAGAGAUCGGCGAAGAAAACGUGCAGGUGGUGGACAUCCUGAGUGGCAUCGCGUCCUUCCUCCUGGUGUGUCUCGGGGGCGUCGCCAUAGGGAUUAUCUGGGGAUUCCUCACGGCCUUCGUCACCAGGUUCACGAACCAAGUCCGCGUGAUUGAACCCAUCUUCGUGUUCGUCAUGUCGUACUUGGCCUACCUCAACGCUGAGAUCUUCCACUUGUCUGGAAUUUUGGCCAUCACGUUCUGCGGUAUCACGAUGAAAAAUUACGUCGAGCAGAACAUUUCGACCAAGUCCCACACGACCAUCAAAUACGCCAUGAAGAUGUUGGCGUCAUCUUCCGAGACCAUCAUCUUCAUGUUCCUUGGCGUGUCGACCGUCCAGUACCACCACGACUGGAAUACGUGGUUUGUUGUUAUGACCAUCCUCUUCUGCAGCGUCUACAGGACACUUGGAACCUUGAUCUUCUCCUCGAUAUGCAACCGCUUCCGUGUCAAGAAGAUCUCCUUCACCGACAAGUUCGUCAUCUCGUACGGCGGCCUGCGAGGAGCCGUGGCCUUCGCCCUCGUCCUCACCAUCAACUCGCACCACAUCCCCUUCCAGCCCAUGUUCCUCACGGCCACCAUCGCCAUGGUUCUACUUCACCGUGGCAUCACCAUCAAGCCGCUCGUGCAGAUGCUGGGCGUCAAGAGAGCAGAGAAGCGAACCCUCACCAUGAACGAGAGACUCCACGAGAGGUCGAUGGAUUACAUCAUGGCGGGCAUCGAGGACCUGAUGGGCAAGCACGGAAACUUCAUGUUGAGAGACAAGUUCAAGCGGUUCAACAACAAGUACAUCACGCCCUUCCUGGUUCGCGAACAGAACAUCUUCGAGCCCAAGAUCCUGGAGACUUACAGCCAGAUCAAGAUGCAGGAGGCCAUGGAAAACAUGUCGAACAGCAACUCCACGAACAACAUCGAAUCUUUCACUGCUCUUCUCAGGAAUGCAGUUGCCAGCCAACAGUUCCACGUGAAGAACGCCGGAGAAUGGAACCUGGACGUGGCUGAGCUCGACUACAACCCCAACAUCAGGGACCUCAACGAAGCCAAGUUCCACCACGUUCUGUCCGAAGAAUACAAGCCGAUCAAGAGACACCGCGGAAGCACCUACAAGAGACACGCAGUGAAGGACGACGACGUGAGAACGCAGACGGACGUGAACCACCACAACAUGUACCUCCACACGAGGCAGUUCGUCAGCACCAUCAACAGGGCGACCAGGAAGCCAAGGAAGCCACAGCAGAACGGCGUGGUGAAGACCCCGAAGACGGUGGAGGAGACGCGGGCCGCCUACCAGCAGAACGGGUCCGCCAUCAAGCUGAAAAAUGACUACAUAGGCGAGGUUCUCCGAGACAACCCAGCGUAUGAGGACACUGAGAUGGAUGGGUCUUUCGGCUACAGACAAGGAGAACCGAGCCCCAGGAAGCGAGUGUCAACAAGCGGUCCAACCGUCGCCGAAACCGCCCUCCCUUGGAAGCGAUACACGGAUGAGGACGCACCAACAAGCGCCAGAAAGCUUCAGCGAACUGUUAGCCUCAAGCCAGAAGAAGAAGACAGCAGCACACCAGCCAUGGCCGAGGUCCUGCUGCCCUGGAAACGACCAGAAGACGAGGUGAUGUGCGACAAGCCCCUGCGCCAGUCUGAGUUCCCCGCCUGGGCCUCCAACAAGGAAUACGUCGGUUACUAUUCGCCUUCCAAUACUUUCCUGGGCGGAAUCGGAAUCAAGGACCACCGCCCCAACAUCCGGGACAUCUUUGGCAGACGCAGCAGCAGCACCUCCCUCGGUUCGCGCCGCGGUUCCGUCAAGGAGACUCCCUCCCCCUUGGCCACCCCAACUCACCAGCCGGACGUCCAGCAGGCGGUGCGUCGGCGGUCGUCGACGGGCGACAACUCCCUCCUGAACACGACCAUCACCGAGGAGGACGCGAGGCGCGACCACGUCAUCGAAAUGGACCCCGACGGCGGCACCCAGGACACUAAGAUGUAGCCUUGAGGACCUCUAGUGAUUUACAAUAUAAAAAAUAUUUUAGCUGUAGUAACCAUUCUAAUUGUAGAUCAACGUUAACUGGUGGUAUUAUUAUUAUUAUUACUGUACGAGUGCUCUUGUACUGCUAGAGUCGUGGUGCUGUAAGGAAACGGAGAGAACUGCCUGUGAUCGCUCAGCUGUUGGCGUCAUGGAUCAGGGGAUUCUCAUGACGGUGAAAUCCAUAUUCAAGCGUGAAAGUGUGAGUGGAAAAUGCAUUCGAUGGAUUAUCUGUGUGCCAUUUUUCCCCGCCAGACUUUUUUUUAAAGAGGAAAAGAUGAGAUUUCUCAUUGUUAGUGAGAUGACAUUAUUUUAUAGUAAGAGUUUAUAAAGUUCUUAUUGUAUAAGAAGUUCUUAUUGUUUAUAUAUAUAUACAAAUAUGUUAUAUCUGGUCCGGUGAUUUUGUCAUGUGAAUUGUGUUGACGUGAAAUGUUAGAUAUAAGAAACUAUACUAUGAUAGUAAUUAAUUAUUUUAAUAUCUUACUUACAACAAGAAUAAAAGCAGCUUUUGUCGUGUGAUACAGAACUGUGGUACAUGUGAUGCAGUUCUGAUCGCAUUUAUGAGCAUUAUUUUCCACACUUCCGUGAAUGAUUCGAUGUGUAAUGAACAUUCACAUAAGGAAAUUAUCUGAUAGUUUUUACAGUGAAAGCUUUCUAGCAUUAUAUAAUUAUAAAGUGUGUAGCCCAUUCCAAAGGAAAAACGAUAUAUCCUUCCGUCCAAAAUUACUAAAACCCUUUUACAUCUAUAGUGAGAAAAUGAUAUAUGUGGUAACAUGAUCCAAUCAUAGAUACCGUACAGUGAACACACAAAAUCGAGACGUCCAUCUCUCACUGUUCAAAAAACGACUUUUAUCAAAAUGGGUCCAUUGGCUACCGCUUAAUUUGUAAUUGUACAGGUUGGAUCAGUUUAUAUGCGUUGUGAUGUUAUCAACUGUCAUGUUUAGAUUUACUGAACAAGCUCAUUAAAAACGACGCCACUAAUGUUAUUUUUAGGGAAACCCAUAUUAUAUGAAACCUACUCCAGAA
This is a messenger RNA of Penaeus vannamei (Pacific white shrimp), 3565 nucleotides long. The record is from RefSeq and is a predicted model, not a curated record. NCBI's taxonomy places the organism in Eukaryota, Metazoa, Arthropoda, Malacostraca, Decapoda, Penaeidae.